UAAUGACCGAUAAAAUAGGAGAACGAUUGGAUGAGAUCAUCGGUUUCGAGCUCAGCAAUGGUACUAAAAAUCGUGAGAAAAUCACCACCGAACUAUGUUCACAAUUUUUGGAGUCAUUGAGUGAAGAAAUUGAGAAAAAUGGUGAAGAUGUGGAAGAAGACGAAGGAGCCAAUGAACAGCCAUUUGAGGAUAAAUUGAAUUUAAUUGGGAAAAUCCAACAAUAUUUGACCAAUGCAAAGAUGGAGAAAGAAUUCAACAGACGCAAUUUGAAAUGCAAUGCUGUUCUUCAUUUGGACAGUUGUGUUACAGUAUCCGAUUGGGAGAAGAGAGAUGUACCAGUUAUUGCGUCUUUUGGGUUUCCUAGAAAAGUUCCAAAUAGACUCCUGGCUCGGAUGAGAAGCAACAAAAUUCUGGGAAUAAUCAAUGAAGAACUUGAGAGGAUGUUUCCAGAUCAUGAGGUUACAGAAGUAGAUCACAAUAAGGCCGCAAGUGUACCCUACCUUCUUUGUACUAUUGAUGACGUCACUGUCAUCAUCAAGAUUUCAAUUAAACCGUUCUGUAGUCCACAGUUUUUGGCAAAAGAUGUAAUCAAUCAAUAUGCAAGCAUAGAUAAUCGAUUUAAUACUCUCGCCAACUAUCUUCACAAAUUUUUAAAAGGAAAAGCAGUGAAAAAAAGCGAUCAGAGAAAAAUUAAAUCCGUGGUUCCAAAGCUAUGCUCAUUGAAAAUGAUGUUCAUUCAUUGUUUCAAGCAUUAUGGGCUUCUUCCAUCAAAUUCAAAUUCAUUGGAAGAAAAGAUGGCAUCUCUGAGUGUAACUAAAAAAUACUCGAUCAAUCUUGGGACUCUCCUCUUCCUUUUCCUUGACUACUAUCUGGAUGUUAUUUCCCUUGAAAAAGAGUAUUUGGAAAUUGGAACUGGAGAAUCUCUUAUUAAACUUGACAUUGGACUGACCAACAAGAACAUUUUAUCAAUUAGUGACAUCUUUGACGAUCAUGUUCCAGGAGAAAGAGUCAACGAUACUGUUAUGUUGAAGAAAAUUUUCAAAGCAAUGUAUUUGGCUGUCCUGAAGUAUCUCAACAAUCGAACCGGAAUUCUUCUGAACGACUUGAAAACAAUCCCAUUCCGUCCAAAGCAUAUUCAAUUGUAAAAAACCAACACCAAUUCGAUUUCAAUCUCACCAUCCUACUGCAAUAUAAUAAUUUAAAAAUAACUUAUUGUUUAAAUGAUACCUCGAAUGCUUUUCUUCUACUUCAACACCUCCCUAUUGUUCCACAUGCCUUUUAACUUCUCUUACAUAUUGAAUUAAUGCAAUAAAUGAAUAAAACGAUUGGUUCG
This is a messenger RNA of Caenorhabditis elegans, 1333 nucleotides long. RefSeq names its product PAP-associated domain-containing protein (gene C07D10.5). The transcript is spliced from 4 exons. The coding region runs from base 3 to 1145 and encodes 380 amino acids. NCBI's taxonomy places the organism in Eukaryota, Metazoa, Nematoda, Chromadorea, Rhabditida, Rhabditidae. The record is from RefSeq and is marked reviewed.